This is a messenger RNA of Colletotrichum truncatum, 1719 nucleotides long. Its product is annotated as MFS multidrug transporter. Gene Ontology annotation, molecular function: transmembrane transporter activity. Gene Ontology annotation, cellular component: plasma membrane. Gene Ontology annotation, biological process: transmembrane transport. The record is from RefSeq and is a predicted model, not a curated record. Lineage: Eukaryota; Fungi; Ascomycota; Sordariomycetes; Glomerellales; Glomerellaceae.
AUGGCUGCCGCGUGGGAUAGCGACUCGGAAGCGUCCAUUGAGAAGGAAACACAAUACCCGCCGCCUGCGGUCGUAGCUAAACGACAAUCAACAGGCAGCUACAGUGAUGGCGCGCAAAAGGAUGCCAGGAUAUCCGGAUUCUCAUGGUUCCGUCUCAGCGUGGAUGGGCCACCGCCUGGGCCCGUCCACGAGUUGAGCCUCUAUAUGGGCGCCGCGUUCAGUAGCAUCCCCGACGACAGCGAUUCGGUACGAUCACCAUAUUUCGCAGCAUCAACAAAUGGUGCUUCUGUUGCAACAUGGAAGGAUAGUGGUGAUAGGGCGGCGUCAAACCGAGUGGUCGACUGGGACAGACCUCACGAUGCGGAGAAUCCUAGGAAUUGGGCAAUGAAAUUCAGGUGGAUUCAAAUUGUGCUUGUGAGUAUCUUGACGCUACAAGCUGCGGUUGCUUCUUCGAUGCCAGCGCCCGCAGUGAGUGAAAUCCUAGCCGAGUUCAAAGCGCCCGAAGGCGUUCUAUCCUCUUUCGUUAUAUCCAUCUUCAAUUUGGGCUUCGUCUUUGGUCCUGUUUUAGCAGCACCCAUGUCGGAGCUCUACGGACGAUACCCUGCGUACAGUCUCUCGAACAUACUCUUCUUCGCAUGUAACAUCGGAUGCGCCUUCUCUCCCAAUCUUGGCGUUCUGCUGUUGUUUCGAUUCCUGAGCGGAUGUGCCGGCGCGGCCCCGCUGUCCAUCGGCGGCGGUACCAUUGCGGAUGUUGCACCAACGGCAUUGCGGGGCAGAGCGGUGUCGAUCUACUCCAUUGCUCCUCUCCUGGGUCCUGUUAUCGGGCCUGCAGUGGGUGGUUUCAUAGCCGAGUAUGGGGGUUGGAGGUGGAUAUUUUGGACAUUAUGCAUCAUGGCCGGCGUCCUAGGCAUCAUCAUGCUUAUAGUCCUCCGAGAAACGUCAGGCAAGGCCUUGCUUGAAAAACGAACUAAAAAAAUCCGAAAGCGCACCGGAGACUCGAGAUACAGGUCAGCUCUUGAUGACGGGGUCUCGCCGGGGGAGGCAUUCUCAAGAGCCAUUAAUCGUCCCCUUCGGCUUUUGUUCCUUCAUCCCGUUGUUCUCGUUCUAUCCUUGUAUUUUGCCGUCAUCUAUGGAUACCUGUACUUGUUCUUUACCACACUCGCAACGGUCUUCAGAGGGAAAUACGGCUUUUCGACCGGCUCCUCCGGGCUCACGUUCAUAGGCGUCGGUCUCGGUACUGUCUCGGGUACGAUUCUCGUCUCGUUCUGGAGUGACAGGUUAGCCACUACCCUGGCAGAAAAGGCGGGCGCUCGCAAACCCGAGUUUCGACUUCCGUUGAUGGCGUACUCGACACCUCUCAUACCAGGAGGGCUGCUUUUGUACGGAUGGACAGCAGAGAAGUCUGUCUUCUGGUUCAUACCGAUGAUCGGGACUGCCAUAGUCGGCGUGGGCAUUAUGUUUGUGUUUACGCCAUUGGCAUCCUACCUCGUUGACGCGUUUACGACGCACGCCGCUUCCGCCCUCGCUGCCUCGACAAUUCUACGUAGCAUCUUCGGCGCAUUCUUGCCCCUCGCGGGUCUUCCCCUUUUCGAUGGAUUGGGUUUAGGGUGGGGAAACACGAUUCUUGCAGCGGUUGCUUUGCUUAUGGCGCCGAUACCAUGGGUCGUGAUGAGAAAGGGGGAAGCCAUCAGGGGAAGGUAUGGACAUUGUGUAUACUAG